CAACAAUGAAUUGUCAUUUUGCUUAAAAAUAUUUUUGCCAAGUAGGCAGGCACAAACUUUUUAAAAAUUAUUGAUCCAGUUAUUCGAAACAAAAGAAAUGAAAUUUCUUGUAGUAAUACUUUACAUUGCAUUGGGUGCCGAGGGCGCUAUUCCAAAAGAUUGGAAUCCAUAUAAGACAGUGCAGGGAGAUAAUGCUGGAAAUAAAAGUAUGCACAUUCUAUCUUUUUGUAAUCAGUUAUGGCUUUACAUUUUUCUUUCCAAGAAAGCAAAGACCAAGAUUCCAGGUUGUGAAGCCUGUUCGAUGACAUAUAUUAACCACGGGAAUAGAACAGGCUAUCAGUGUCAUUAUGUAGAUGGCACUGCUGUUAGAACCAGAUUCGGAUCAACUGAAUAUGAGUACCCGGAAUGCGUUCCAAAGCAAUAUGAGCUAACUCGAGAUAUAAAGGAGUACUGCUGCUUCUGGUCACCGGAAUUGGGUUGCACGUCACUUUUUGGGGAUACAUCCCCCGAUGGAUUUUUGAAAAGCUGCAAUCGAUGCCGGGACCUUUGCGACUAUCAACAGGCCGAUGAUAACUAUGAUGACAAUAGCGCUAGGAAUCCGAAUUCUGAACAUAUCUCGAUCAUACUGCUGGCUCCACUUUUUCUGUUUCAAUUAGGGUUAUCAUCAUGAACAGUUCUAGAAUCAUGUUGAAAUUGAAAUAUCGAAUGUUCAAGCUCAAAAUGUUGCUAGAACUAUUCAUUUUGAAAUCAUUGACAAGUUACCCAAGUUGACAGCGACUCA
Molecule: messenger RNA, 781 nt
Organism: Drosophila subpulchrella
Lineage: Eukaryota; Metazoa; Arthropoda; Insecta; Diptera; Drosophilidae
Exons: 3
Coding region: 98-670 (190 amino acids)
Source: RefSeq, a predicted model, not a curated record